CGUACCUUUGGCGCAUGCACUUGUCGCACUUUAGUGACGUCAAACUAAUUUCCUAACACCCGCAGGUUGUGUUGUUACAGCGAAGCUUGCUGAUUUAGCCAGAAUAGUUUGUUUCUUUUAGUGCAGGAAUUUGCCACAUGGGUUCAACGAAGGACACAAUUUAAAGAAGAAAUUCCAGCGCCACGUCUAAAGGCUACGCUGCCCGCUUGACGACGCUUUACUUCAUCGUGUGUCCUUUGUGACGUAGAAGUGACGGCGUCGAGUGCUAGCAAUAAAACACGUGAAGGUAACAUGGCAACCGGCGGCGCUCCGUUCGAUGACAGUGCCGACGAGCUGCACAACUGGAGCGUCACCAACGCCAGCCUGGACGACAGACUCAACAACAGGGCCUGGGGUGGCGCGCAGCAGAAGAAAGCCAAUCGCUCGGCAGAGAAGAACAAAAAGAAACUGUCGGCCGCCGCGGUCGCCGAAAGCCGCCUGACCAACGACAUCUCGCCCAGUUCCACCCCUUGGAGCGGGCGCCGCAGGCAGCCGCCCGUCAAAUUCACCAGCCAGCGCUCCGUCCCGGACCAGGCGGAGCUGGAUAAGAUCCAUCAGAGGAUCAACUUCUCGGAUUUGGAUGAGAGCAUCGGAAGCGACUCCCAAGGCCGCGUCACGGCCGCCAACAACCAGCGGCAGCUAGCGGCGGGGAACAAGAAACCCUACAACUUUCUCUCGCUGCACGUCAACACCAACAAGAGCAAGGAGCCGCCGCUCCUCCCGCCCUCUGCCCCUUCCACGCCCACUGUCGCUAAGGAAACCAAGAAACAGAGCCCGGCGGCGAGGGAGGCUUUUGCUCACGGAGCCACACCUAAGGAAACCAGGCCGGCGCGCGGCGCCACUGCCGACAGGGGCCCGGCGGAAGCGUGCGCGGAUGCCGAGGGAGGAGAUGCUAACGUCGUCUGCAGCCUGCUGGUGAGCAAGCUGGUGCAGAUCCGCGAGUACAUCGGCAAGGCCAGCUCCAUGCGCGACGACCUGCUGGAGAAGAACGAUGUGCCGGCCAACGUGGAGCGCCUCUCCCAUCUCAUCGAGCACCUCAAGGAGCAGGAGAAGUCCUACCUGCGCUUCCUGCAGAAAAUGCUGGCUCGGGAGAACGAAGAUGACGACGCGAGGACUCAAGAUUCCGCCGUGGGGUCCGGCUCCUUGGUGGAAAGCACCUCGCUGAACGUCGACGUGAGGUCUUCGGACACGUCCAUUGCACCGAGCGGCUGGCCCGACGCGUCCGCUCGAGAGCCCAAGGAAGAACUGGAGAACUUCCGUAAGCAGCACGAGCUGAUGAAGAAGAUGCUGGAGCAGCAAGACCAGCUCAGGGCACUGCAGGGUCGCCAGGAGGCGCUGCUGGCCAUGCAGCAGAGCGCCGAGCAAGCGCUAGCCGUUAUAGACGACGUGGCCGCCAUUCCGGAAAGCACGGCCAGCGUGUCCGGCGUGAGCAUCACGUCGGAGCUCAACGACGAGCUCAAUGAUUUAAUCCAGCGUUUCCACAACCAGCUAAGGGACUCUCGGAGCAAAUCGGUGCCGGACAACCGUCGUCAGGCGGAGAGCCUCUCCCUCUCCAGAGAAGUGAGUUGGUCCUGGCCCCCUCGAGCGUUGGGCCCGCCUCCGCGCCGCCCCGUGCUUCACGCGGCGUCCGGCCCCCAAGGCGGUCUGGACGGCGGGGCCGCCGGCGCCAAACUCACCAAGCUGCAGGUGCUCCAAGACAACAAGGAAACCAUGGACAAGAUCCUACACGAGCUGCACUCUCUCAGAGACCAGACGCUCAACAACAACUAUAGUGGAACUUUGUCGACGCAGCAGAGUUUGAGCACAGGCGGUUCUUCCGAUUGUCGGUCAAACGGAGCCGCGGCCGCCGCUUCCUUUCAUCCUUUGCUCCCACAGCAAGCAGACAGUGCCAACUCCACAGACAAACUCAGAAAGCUGAAGGAAGUCCACAAGCGGCUGAACGAGCUCCGGGAAUUGGUGCAGUACUUUCAGCAGACGUCCGACAUGAUGGUGGACGCCGUGAACGAAAACGUGAAGGAGGAUGAAGAAGAGGAGGAGGAGGAGGAGGAGGAGGAGGAGGAAGAGACGGAGGACGGCUCCAUGCUCGAGGCCAUGUUUGACUCGGAGCAGGAGAAUCGACAGCCGCCCACUAACAUCAGGAAUCCACAGCGCAGCGAAAACUGGGGCAACGUGAACCGCCGCCGCGUGUCGGGCAGCCCCGCCGCGAACGCGGACAAUCGCGACGGCAGACUCAACACGGAGAUCAACAACCGGACCGCGGCCAACCUGCGCAGCUUCAACCUGCCCUCGGCCAUUGAGUGCCAGUACAACAGGGACGCGGCCUACAAUUGGCUCAAGGACGAAGAGGGUCUCAAUAACGACAGCAGAGAACGCGGGGCCACUCGCCCCGCGGGGCCACAUGACGACGCGUCAUGUUCCGGCGGCGGCGUGGGCUUUACCCAAGAGGUUCACCAGCAAAAAGCCAAGCAGAAGCUUCGGCAGCUGCAGGAGCUUGUCGCUAUGGUGCAGAGCGACGACACGGACACCACCGCGGCCAAUGAGGAGGAAGCUCUGCACCAACAGCAGAACAACGCUCGAGUCGGCGCGGCCGCCGCCCCCAAACCGGAUCCCCGGGGAUCGGAUGUCGCUCUGUACGGCAAGGCCAGGGAAAAGAUGUACAAAGAGAAGCUUCGCCAGCAGAAGCAGACGCUGAAGCAGCUCCACGAGGAGCGGCAGAUGCUGGGGCAGAUCCAGGGCAAGAUACAAGACCUCCAGUUGACGUGCCCCGACCUGCAGUCUUCGCUGUCCAGCCAAGUAAGCGAGCUGAGUUUAGUGUGGGAGGUCCCGGCGGCGACGUCCACGCCGGCCGUCCCUCAACCUCCUCCUUCAUUUGUGACUGCAAAAAGCAACCCGGCCGCGCUCAAGAGCACCGCUGCGGAAGCUGCCGCUACUUCCGUCCCGGAUAAUGAGCUCUGGUCCGAGAUGCGUCGCCACCAGAUGGCGCGGGACGAGCUGCGCCAGCGCCGCAAGCACCUCGAGUCGCUGAUGGCUGAAAGUCAGAGGCGCUGCGACCUCGCCGACUCCCCGUGCGGGACUGACGAGCGGGCGGGUCCUUCGCUGCCGGCCGCUAGUCGGGAUGAAAGGACCGUGGCCACCUGGGGCUCCAGUCCCUGCAACCUGGACGAGGACUAUCUCACCGAACGUAGCGCGGAGGAAGAGGACAGCUCGGGGAGCAGUUCGGCCAACGACGAUCGCUUCUUCCCCUCCGGCAGGACUCAGCCCGUUUACACAAAGAGGAAGAACCAAGAAUGCAACGUGAAGCCUCCGGCAGCUUUUUCCUCCGAUUCUCCUCGCCCCGAGCCUUUGAGCAAUCAGCCCCCGCCGCCGCCCAGAAGUUCCAACCGGCCGUCGACGGCGAGGCGCCAGGAGAACCUCUGCUGGGCUUCCGAGCUGUCGGCGGCCGAGGGCUUCACCCACUGGCAGGAGCAGAUGGGCCAGCUGCAAAGACAGCUGGACUUCAGCAACUACAUGUGUCAGACGCUGCUGCAAGACCAGCAGAUGCUGUCGUGCAUGCUGCAACGCUUGAUGAGCGGCUCGUACAGCGUGUUGCCCAACAACCUGACGUCCCCGCAGGUCCACCUGGUCAUGCACCAGCUCAACCAGUGUCACACGCAGCUCGCGUGGCAACAAACCAAUGUAGAAAGACUGAAACAGGUGCUAAAUGAACUCGUACAACAGCAGAAUCUGCAACAAAAACAACAGCCGUCAUCUUCAUCUCAAGGAUUUAGCCUCUUUCCGCUCUUCCCUCCAACCCUGGGCGAGUUCCCUCAGGGUGCAUCGAGUGGGUCCGUGGGUCCGGACCAGCAGAAGCAGCACUUGAACCCCAACGCCUCAAUCAAAACCGAAUACAUGAGUUUCCCUCCUCCCCUCCAGCGCUCACCUCUUAACGUCACUGCUGACAGACGAGACACGAGCUGGCCCGACGUCACCUUCCCGAGCAACACCGCCCCGCAGAGACGCCGCAGCCCUCCGGCCGAGUGCGAGCGGACCUCGGAGGCCAGUUACAGCAGCAUUCCCGACUGCGCCGAUCCCGCCACGGUCACCAAAACCUUUAAGAGCGGUCGCAAGGCCUCCGCCCAGGCAAACUUGGCUUCCCGCAGCAAGAACCGGCGCAAGAGGGGCAAAGGGCCGAACAAAAACAACGAAGGCGUGGAGACCGACAGCCUGAGCAGCACCGCCGACUUGAACCAAGGGAGGGCGGCGGCGUCUCGUCACAAGGAUCAGCACCUUUUGGACAAACUCACUCAAGAGAAACUGGACAGCAAGAACAAGUUUGGCGACAAACCCAACGACAUCUCCUCCGCGUAUGCUUGGAGAACACCCUUCCUCUCUAACCGAAUUGCAUGCACGGAAGCACAAGACGCCAGCAGCGAAUUCUCCCUGUUUGAGGCGCUGCGCGAGACCAUCUACUCCGAGGUGGCCACGUUGAUCUCCCAAAACGAGUCUCGGCCUCACUUCCUCAUCGAGCUCUUCCACGAGCUGCAGUUGCUCAACACCGACUACCUGAGGCAGAGGGCGCUCUAUUCCCUGCAGGACUUGGUGAGCAGGCACCUGGCGGAGAAGAGCGCCUCCCAGGAGAUGCCCCCCAUGGGAGUGGCGUCUUGGGCCGGGGGCUCGCAGUCGGAGCUCACGCCCAGCGAGAGCUCCACCGUCAGCGAAACCGAAGUGGUGGUAGAGAAGAACAUGAAGAAGAGAGACGACUUGGAGUCUGGGGGUCACGACAGCACUUUGUCUUCCUCUAACGUGGAUCCCUUUUCCAAGGAUGAUCUGGGCAACACCGUGAUCCACUUGGACAAGGCUUUCGUCAGGAUGCGUCAAUACGAACGCAUGAAGCAGAGGGACUCGGACCUCGACAACGCGGAAGCGUCUGCCGCCGAUCCAGAAGACGCGGGCGGAGGGGCCUCUGCACCCGUGCACUGUCCUCAGAUCGACACCCUGCAGCUCAACCAGCACAUUAAGGAUAUCAUGACGGAGGUCAUUCCCUUCCUCAAGGAGAACAUGGACGAGGUGUGCACGCCGCAGCUGCUGGCGUCUUUGCGCCGCAAGGUCUUGGCGCUGACGCAGCAGAACGACGAGAGCAAAGAAUUUGUGCGAUUCUUCCACCGGCAGCUCGGCGGCAUCCUGCAGGAUUCCCUUAAUAUGUUUGCGGGCCAAACCCUGAACGAGUGCGGCGAAGAUCUCCUGGUGGAGGUGUCGGACAUCCUCUUCAACGAACUGGCCUUCUUCCGGCUCAUGCGGGAUUUGGACCACGGUGUCGCCGGCCAGAAAAGUCAUCGUGGCGCUUUGAAGAACGGAACGGCGGAGGAGGUUAGCCCGUCGGCGGCGUCUCGGGAUGAAAAUAAGGAAGAAGAUGACCUCACCGAGCAGGCCGCGGCAUCCUCUCCGCCGUCGAACGAUAUGAAAAGCGGAGAUGAGGAAAACUUUGGGCCAUUGUCGCUUUCCAUCAGGCUUUCAGAGUCCGAGAGCCGAGCCCUCGACAACUACGGCAGCGGCGAGGACGAAAACGAGGAGGAGGAGCGGGAGCCGGACGGCUUCCGGGCCGGGCCCGCCGACGUCCAGACUUCUUUGCAGGCGGCGGCGGAAGCUCCGCCGCCGUGUGACCGAGAGGAACAAUUGGACAACGAAAGCCAAGAAAAGCAUCUGAAUCCGGGCGACGACGAUAACGAAAAGAGCAGCGAGAGGUCCGUCACGCCUCCGGCCGAAGACCGACCCGCCGAGGCGGCGGACCCCGACCCGGAGGAGACCUCGGCGGGCGGCCCUCCGCCGGAAAGCGGCGGCGGCUCCGAAAUUCCCGCCUUCCCGAAAGACUCGGACGCCGCCGGCACUCCCGACACGGAAUCCCCCGUCAUGAUCAACGUGGACGAAGCGGCGUCCGGCAGCAGCGGCCACAGGACGUCGGACGAAGACGACUUUGUGCGCGUGGACGAGCCUCCCGCCCAGCUCGCCGUCACCUGCCAGGAGGAGCUUCAGAGGAGGAUCCGGGACGAGCGGUGCGCCAACGACCUACGUGUGGAAAUCCUCCACGAUCAGGCGCAAACGCCAAUGGACCUGGUGGGAAAUGAUCAGCAUCUCAAGGAGCCAGAAUGUGCCGACUGAGUCAAGUGCGAGCAUCAGGAUUGUUUUAACAUGUUGUCAACUUUCUCAUUAAAGGUUUUUAGGGUUUAGCCUGUUACUUGUUAGUGUCUUAUGUUAGAUGUGAAUUGGAAAGAUUUGUAUUGUUCUACAAACUGACGUUAUGACUGUUACCUUUGCAUUAAAAGGGCAGCUGUUAUUCCCUCACCUCAAAUACAUGUAUGGUGUUUUUUCCCCCCACUGCUUGAAACACUCUGGAAGAAACAAUCAUGAGUACCAGUACUCUUUUAUUAGUCAUUGGAAAAAUAAGCAGUAUGUAUUAUUUGUGAAAUGUUUGACAUUGCACAACCCUUUACAUCCCAUAACAUUCAUUAGCAAAAUAUCCUAUUAAAACGCCAUUGACGACGAUAGGCAUCUAAUCGUGCGGCUCUGAAGUUGAGCGCACAAGUAGACGUCCAACCCAGCACUCCCUUCAAAUGGAUCGGACGAGGCAGGCAACAAGUAGAUUAAUCUAAAGACUCACAAAGAAGCAGCUGCGCUUGCUGGUCACAACAGGUCAUUUUUGUUGAAAGCGAGCCAUGUGUUCAACUCAAAAUCAAAGUCUUGGGAUCAGUUGACUGUUUCUACUGGAUUGUGGAAAGGUGAGAAACGCUUCACCAGGGCAUGCAAGGGCUGGGGCAGUCGCGGAUGUACGACUCCAGCGUGCCCGACGACACUUGCAUCAACGUGGUGUACGUCGUCAGCUGUCGGCGAGAAAGAUGUCAAUUCAGGAGCGUGUGUUAGAAAAAAAAAAAAAAAAAGACAAAACUACUCACCUUGUUGAGUACGGGCUUUGUGGACAGCACGUCGUAUAUCGUCUUCAUGGAUAUUUUCUAAAAUAAAAAUCACUUAUUUGAUAUAGCAUGGAAAUAUAUUUUUGAAAGGAGUUUUGACACUUUGCAACGAUUGGUUGUCACUCACGGCCUGCGAAGUGGCGUUCAUGCACUUGACGGCGGGCGUGCGUCGAUCGUCCAGGAAGAGCGGCUCCUUCCAGUGGUCGUAGUUGGUCUCCAGGACGAACCAGCGGCCCAGCUUCAGAUCGAUCCUUCCAUUUAAAAUCGGGUGAUAAAAGGAUUCAAGUUGUGUCGAGAGAGUCCUAAUUAUGACAUGACACUAGGCAUGUGCCGUGGCAGGUUUACCGUGGUUUCAAAACCACUAAAAUUUUGCGUACAGUAUUAGCUGUUUUUUAAUGUCCCAAAUGGAGCGGGAGUGCUCACCUCUCCCUCCUCUGGUUGUUGCUAUGUCCUUCAGUGACAAUACUCCGUGCCAAAGAGUAAAGUUGACAAAAUGGCUGAAGGUGGUGAGCUGUUUUCCCGUCAUAAAAUCGCUGUAUGGGAGUAUUUUGAUUACAGCACGAGGAGGAAGGACAUUCACCGUCAAGACUUGCUUGCGGAGGGUGUCUGCAAGUGUGUGUGUGUGUGGGGGGGCUACACCUCAAACUUGAUUUCACAUUUACGUGACCAUCAUCAGUCACUUUAUACAAAAUUGAAGUAAACGCUGUCAUUUACGUUUCCCACCAGCUACGAGAGUAUUUAGUGUGUCUAGCGACAGUAAAAUACUAUGACGUCACAUAAUAGUCACAUAAAUAAGCUUGUUAACGAGGCAGAGAACGUGGCUGGUUAGCAUGCCAAGACAGCUAACCGGGUUCCUCUUGAAAGACACGGUAGCUUUUCUCGUAGGCGCCGUCUGUUUGCAUUAUUCUAACACUUAAUAUAAUCAGUCAGGGAAUAGUAUUAUUUCUCGUAUUUACCAAUCCACUGUAUUAGUCUAACACACCCAAUAUAAAAUAAAUAGCACUUAUACCAUAGUUUAAGGAAAACAAGCAGAAUAUAGGACAUAAGAGACACAUGACGCCUUCUUAUCACGGAAGCCCAACGUGUGCGCCAUGCAACUGACUGAGCAAGAUUGACACUGACAAGCCCACUUCUGCACCACCAACUCUCGAAAUCAGUUCUCCCGGACAGUCCAGAACAAAUGGCAGGAUGACAUGUCCCAACAAGGAACACCGGAGAACACCCGAUAUCGCGACUGACAAGACUCCAAGAGCCCCUUUGACGCUGAGGUGGCAAAAUCCACAACCCUCGUUGCCAUGACAACGGUAACUCCCGAAUCCUGUCCUAUCCACAAACAGACAAUAAUCUCAACGCCCAAACACAUCGUUCCUUCCUCUGUCCACAGCCCGCUGCGCGAGAGCCUUCAAAAAGAAUGUUUAACUAAUCGUUGUCAUUUUUUCCUCAGGUACCUUUUGUUGACUUGUGAUAUGGUGACCUUGGAUCCUCGCUUGGGUCCCUCGGUGUUGUAUGAUUGCUGUCGACCUGAAUAAAUUGUCAACUUGUGCUUCGAAGCCUUUUUCCAGCGUUCAAAAUGGACUCAGUACAAGGGGUUAAGACGGAGGUAAACGCGCAGAGUUUGGCCUUUUGGCCGGGUUGUUGGAAUGCGCCAGCACGGUUCCGGCAAUCUGGCUAAAAGAUCAGAUUCCUUCACGAUAAAAAAGCUACCUCUGGAUCAGGUCGGCUCUUUUUCCAGUCUUUCUCAGCCCUCAACACUCAAGCAAUCUCUUUAACUGAACAUUUGUAUGUUCUUCCACAUUUUUACCAGUAAAUUUGGCACUUGGGAUAUAAUUUUCGGACAGAAUUGGUAGGUUUAGCUCAGUAAACAUCUUGUUCGUACACUAGUAGUAUGAUUUAGAGUUUGACCCGCCUAGCAACAGUUGCUAACGUCAUGAAUAUAAAUGAGCAAAGGUGACGUAU
Molecule: messenger RNA, 8939 nt
Organism: Corythoichthys intestinalis (scribbled pipefish)
Lineage: Eukaryota; Metazoa; Chordata; Actinopteri; Syngnathiformes; Syngnathidae
Gene: pcm1
Product: pericentriolar material 1
Exons: 41
Coding region: 292-6174 (1960 amino acids)
Biological process (GO): protein localization to centrosome; cilium assembly; microtubule anchoring at centrosome
Cellular component (GO): ciliary basal body; centrosome; centriolar satellite
Source: RefSeq, a predicted model, not a curated record